AUGGAGUUUGCGGGCAAAGUUAUUGUGUCGGCCGCUGUUGCGGUGAGCCUAGCUUUCAUUUACAGGUUCUACAAACUGCGGGCUGCCAGUGCCGCACCAGGGCGAGCUGUGACAGAUUCGGGAGACUCGGAGAUCACGGAAUCGGGUGAAAACACCAGCAGGGACACGGGGCAAGGACUGCAGCCUUUGUUGAGUUUGCAAAGGGAGGAGAAUGCAGGAAACCCAGCCGGGUACAGGGAUCAGUGCCUCAAUAAAGCGGAGUUGAAAAGGCGGACGGUGGAUAGGGCGAGUGAUGGUUGUGAGCAAGGAACAGAGCACCUCCAGGACACAACCAGCGGGAGAGGGAUGGUCAGAACCCACAGGCUGAAGGUGGAGGUUAGACGCCUGGCUUUAUGCAGGCCACUGAGAAACCACCUGGUCAGGAAAGGGCUGGCAGAGGGACAGGAUAAAGCUCCAACUCUGACAGUUUCAGGCCAUAGGGAGUGCGUCGACACCAGCUACCCAGCUGAGGAAUAUGACCGACCCAACCUCACCAACACAAGCUCAGCAUGGGCAUGGGCUAGCGGAAUAAGCUGUGAAGGCGACACAACAGACGCGAAACAGAAUCGGUUCAUAAAUACCAACUCUCCAACAUCUUGUAAUCGAGAACUAGAUGUUCGUAUCAACGGGGAGCCUCAGAAUCACAUCUUCUUUGACGUACUGAGUGCUGACAACGGCACACAGAAAGGAAAUCUGUCUGCAAGUCUUAUUGAGAAGCCCCGUGAUCCUCACACUUCGCCUCCCUCUGAUCUGAUUAGUGACACGCCAGAGAAAGCCGUGGAAAAUCAGCCUUCUGAACUCCCCGAAAAUCAGAUGCAUAAGAAUGUCACCUUCAGGCAGGGCACAGCAGGGGGUUCCAGAGAAGAAGAGAAUCCCUCUAGUGCCUGUGAGUUACACCCUGACAGCAGAAUUGGAAGAUCUAGCGCUCUCCAUGUUUCCCCCACAUGUCAAGACAAACAUGAAAGAGUCAAAAUUGGCAAUGGAUCGGAAGCUGGGCUAAAGGUUUCACAGUUAUGUGGGGAAGUGAAUCUAUCUGAUCACAAGAUAAUUUCAACUUCAGAAAUGGAAACUGAGUGGAAAGCAUAUGGGGACAGAAGUAACAGCUGUUCUGCUACUCAAAUUAUAAAAGAACCAGCUUCCCUUGAUGUGGACCACCUCAAGACACCAGCUUCCCAGUGCCAGAGGAGACACCAGCUCAACGUGUGCCCCACAGGCGCAACUCAGGAUAACAUAAUGUUCUGUCAGAGCCUGACUGUCCAAACAAAAGUAGUCAAUUCCUCUGAAUCUGACUUCAGUCCUUCUGAGCAUCCAGAGGCUUCUGACAUUUCUUCUGAGGCACCUUGCUGUUCAAUCAAGUCUGCCAUCACAACUAUAAAGGAGGGAAGAACUGUCCUCAGGAAAGAUAGUAUUUCAGCAAUUGCAGAGACCCCAGCAUUUUUAAUUGAAUUUGACUCAGAGACAAGGGAGUGCUGGGAGAAAGGUCACUCUAAUGAACUGAACUCUAGAGCUCCUUCUGUUGAUGACCUCCGCUCCAGUUCUUUGGGCUCACUGGUAGAUUCAUUGUAUUUGUCCCAAUCAGACCUCAGCAAGGAAACACCUGUGGAAGUUAUUGCCAGAGCUAAUUUUAUUCACAUCCCUUUGAACAAUCAAUCAACUGUUGAAGUCAUGAAAUGCCGCUUGGCUCUGGAGAAUUGUUAUGAGAUUUUGUGUGUUGCAAAGAAACACAAUUUAAAGGACCUGCAGGAUGCUGCUUAUCAAGUCAUGAGUGACAAUUACUUACAAGUUUUGAAAAACCCAAACAUUUAUGGUCAAUUAAAAGCCGAUGAGAGAGAAUUGAUCCUGAUGAGAAGGAUGAAUGGCAGAACAUAUUUAAUGGUAGCCAGUGUAGAUGUUCAAGAGAAUUACUGGGCUAAGACCAUAGUUCAACCCAACACAGAAGAUCAAACCAGUGUCAGGCCACCAAAACCUCCUCAAACCAAGCACACACUUUACUAUUACAAGGAAGAGCAUGAUUCUUGGUAUCCAUUAGUUAAUAUAGCCGUUGAAUCAAUCUCCAAAGAUUGUGCAUUGUGCACCAUGUACAAUUAUCUUUUUGUUGUGGCUGGUUGUCAGAGAUCUGGCAAGGAAAUCAAACUUUCCAAUAAGGUAUUCUGUUACAAUCCAGUGACAAACAUUUGGAGUGAGAUAUGUCCACUCAAUCAGGCCAGGCCCAAUUGUAAGCUUGUGGCUUUGGAUGGGUAUCUUUAUGCAAUUGGAGGAGAGUGCCUUUCUACAGUAGAGAGGUAUGAUCCUAGAACAGACAGAUGGAUCUUCAUUGCACCACUACCACAAGGAACCUUUUCUAUGACAUACAAAGCUACAGUGUGCAAUGGUGAGAUUUACGUGACCAGGGGUACCUUCUACUAUCAGCUUCUCAAGUACAAUGCUAGAGAAGACACGUGGAAUGUUUGCAGCACGAUGAGCAGGAAGGACAAGACCACUGAUAUAGCUGCAAUCAAAAACUUCAUCUACAGAUUUGAGAUUAACCAACAGCAUGGUAUCAGUGUGUACCAAUAUCAUGUUAUCACCAAAACUGGUUAUGAAUGUGCCACCAAAAGGCACUGCAAGCUAGCACCAUUUCAGUGCGCUGUCAUGAAUGAUACGAUUUAUUGCAUAAAUAAGCAUUUCAUGGUGCAGUUUGUUGCUCACGAAUUAUCACCCUAUUUCAGAGCAGAAGAUUACACUGCCCUUCCUGAAGCGAAGGGAGUCUUUUUCCCCUUUAUACUUACACUGCCAGAAAGACUGUCAUUCCAGACUCGAGUGUAAAUACUUCAGGGGUACAGAGCAUAAACCUCUGCUGAAUAUCCUAA
Molecule: messenger RNA, 2888 nt
Organism: Rhincodon typus (whale shark)
Lineage: Eukaryota; Metazoa; Chordata; Chondrichthyes; Orectolobiformes; Rhincodontidae
Gene: klhdc7a
Product: kelch domain containing 7A
Exons: 1
Coding region: 1-2844 (947 amino acids)
Molecular function (GO): protein binding
Source: RefSeq, a predicted model, not a curated record